Messenger RNA from Anolis carolinensis (green anole), 8176 nucleotides. RefSeq names its product jade family PHD finger 2 (gene jade2). NCBI's taxonomy places the organism in Eukaryota, Metazoa, Chordata, Lepidosauria, Squamata, Anolidae. Gene Ontology annotation, biological process: regulation of transcription by RNA polymerase II. Gene Ontology annotation, cellular component: histone acetyltransferase complex. The record is from RefSeq and is a predicted model, not a curated record. Bases 725 to 3292 code for a protein of 855 amino acids. The transcript has 12 exons.
CAUUGCGAAAGUGACCUGAUCAGGCUUGUCGAGAGGGAUCGAGAGGGAGAGGGCAGCAAAGGCGAGCGAGCCUGGCUUUGGCGUGUCUCCCUCCCUCUCCCUCCCUCCCUCCUCUCUCUGAGCCCUUUGCAGCUGCCCAAGGCGCAAGGAGAAAAGCAAGCGAUGGGGACUCGGCGCAUCGGAGGGAGGUGAAGGCGAGGGAGGGGAAGGGGAGGGAAGGGGGAGGAGGAGGAGGAGGGAAGGGAGAGAGAGAGGCAACACAUGCCCAACACAAUCAGGGAUGGGACCCACGUCUGCAGCUGCACCUGGACCUGCUGCUCGCCGGGAAGAAACAACCAGCAAGAAAAGAAGACAUUGAAAAGGAACGUGGAGAAAGAAAGGGGGGAGAACUCGCCAGCAUCCUUACUCCUCAUUGAAGAAGAAGUCGUCGCUUGGCCAGCAGAGGAGGAGGCAGAGCAAGGGCCAGUGGCAGGAUUUUCGGGAGAAGAGGGGGAAAAGUGGAUUUAAAAAAGAAACCGAAAUACGCAGGAUUGUGCUGGAAGCCGAGCCGGGAGGAUUGCGUGUGUGGGUCUGCGCCCAUGGAGUUACUUUGUCUCGGCUCCUGAGGGGAAAAGAGGGGGGAUGCUGCGCCCCGUGGCCGCCCAGGGAGCCCGCCCUCGCCGACGCCCCUUCGCCUAACGCGGCCCCGGAGGACGACGCCCGCCCGCCCGCCCGCCCGGCCAAGAUGGAAGAGAAACGGCGAAAGUACUCGAUCAGCAGUGAUAACUCAGACACCACUGACAGUCAAACAACAUCAGCUUCAAGAUGCUCCAGGAUUCCAAAUUCAAAAUCUGGCUGGUCAAGACAGAAGGAGAAGAAGCCCUCAGAGGUUUUUCGAACCGAUCUAAUAACAGCUAUGAAGAUUCCAGAUUCAUACCAGCUGAGCCCAGAUGAGUACUACAUUCUUGCUGAUCCCUGGAGGCAAGAGUGGGAGAAAGGUGUUCAGGUGCCAGCAAAUAUAGAAGCAGUCCCAGAACCAAUUGUCAGGAUAAUUCCUCUGCUAGAACCUUCUUCACCACAGACCUCACCAAGCAACCUGUCCAGCUCUGAUAGUUUAGAUGUCACCAGAACGUUCUCCCAAAGAAAAAGUCGCUAUGAUUUGGAUGAAAUCGAUGCUUGCUGGCUGGAACUUUUCAACAUGGAACUCAAGGAAAUGGAAAAACCAGAAAUGGAUGAAUUCACCUUGGAAAGAGUGCUGGAAGAACUGGAGACACUGUGCUACGAGAAUAUGAACAUUGCCAUUGAAACAGAGGAAGGCCUUGGCAUAGAGUAUGACGAGGAUGUUGUGUGUGAUGUGUGUCGCUCACCAGAAGGAGAGGAUGGCAAUGAGAUGGUUUUCUGUGACAAAUGCAAUGUCUGUGUGCAUCAGGCUUGCUAUGGAAUCCUGAAGGUUCCCCUUGGAAACUGGCUUUGCCGAACCUGCGCCCUAGGAGUCCAGCCAAAGUGUUUACUCUGCCCAAGGAGAGGGGGAGCUCUAAAACCCACCCGAAGUGGGACUAAAUGGGUCCACGUUAGCUGUGCCUUAUGGAUACCUGAAGUUAGCAUUGGAUGUCCUGAAAAAAUGGAACCCAUUACAAAGAUUUCACAUAUCCCAGCAAGCAGAUGGGCUUUGUCUUGCAGUCUUUGCAAGGAAUGUACUGGAACAUGUAUUCAGUGCUCCAUGCCUUCGUGCAUCACAGCAUUCCACGUCACAUGCGCCUUUGAACACAAUCUGGACAUGCGGACACUAUUAGCAGAGAAUGAUGAAGUGAAGUUCAAGUCCUUCUGCCUGGAGCACAGCAGCGGUGCCACCAAGCCACCAGAUGACGCACGGAUGGAAGGAGACCAAAGCAAGCUAGAAAUGGAAAAGAUGACACUGAGGAAGCAGAAGCUCCAGCAGCUGGAGGAAGAUUUCUAUGACCUUGUGAAGCCCUCUGAGGUGGCCGAGAACCUUGACCUUACUGAGUGGCUGGUUGAUUUUGUCUAUCAGUACUGGAAGAUGAAGAGGAAAGCCAAUUGUAACAAGCCCCUGAUGACACUCAAAACCGAUGAAGUGGACAACUUAGCUCAGCAAGAACAGGAUGUGCUGUACCGGCGCUUGAAGCUCUUCACACACCUCAGGCAGGAUCUUGAGAGGGUUAGAAAUCUUUGUUACAUGGUAACACGGCGAGAGAAAAUGAAGCACUCCAUUUGCAAACUCCAGGAACAGAUCUUCCACCUCCAGAUGAAACUCAUUGAGAAGGACCUUUACCCAGAGCAAGCUGGGAAGAGAACAAAGGGAAGGCGAAGUGACCCAAAAAGGAAAGGAAGAGAUGAUAGGAAAAGCAGUCCUGAGAAGAAAGAAAAAAGGAAAUCAGGAAAUGAGUUGGUACUAGGACAGCUGGGUUUGUCAUCUUCUUUUCCUAUUGAUGGGACCUUCUUCAACAGUUGGCUGGCUCAAUCUGUGCAGAUCACCACAGAGAACAUGGCAAGGAGUGAGUGGUCCUUGAACAAUGGCCAUCAUGAAGACACCACUCCUGGCCUUUCUGAGGAGCUUUUACAGGAUGAAGAGACUCUGUUAAGUUUUAUGAUGGAUCAUUCCUUGAAGGCUCCACUGAAGCAGAGUGACACAACUAAGAAAGGUAGAAGCAAAAUGCGAACACACAGUAGGAAAAAAUCUACAAGAAAUGGCUUGAAUACCAUCUGUAAGAGACAUCAAGAAGAUGAUUCAGCUCAGUGGACUAGUGUAAAUCAUUCGCCAGAAAACACAACAAAAUCCCAUGAUUUCAGAAACAACAAAGCUGAGAAAAGUGUGGACAGACUUCAGCAAGAGCGUAGAACGAUGUGUGAAGUAAAAAAGAUAGCUAAGAAGAGCUCUUCACAUCCACCAUCUCCUCUUCCAAAAGGAGAUGAUUCUCAAGCAUCAUCCCAGAGCAUCAUGAGUAAAAUAAGUGAUGAUGAGGAACCAGUGAGAUACGUUCCUUCUGAUCCCAACACCCUGCUUAAAGUGCCUGAUUCAGUGGGUAGUCUGAAAACAGUGGUGAGGUUCAAAUUACCAAAAGAGGGCAGAGGGACUCGGCGAGCACAGAGUGAGAAGCCCGAGGUGGUUAAUGGACCUUCUGGAAGUGACAGAUCAAGAGUUUUCUUACACCGGUUUGACAAUGAAACUGAUGGCUACUUCUCAGAUGCGGAAAUGAGUGACUCUGACUCUGAAUCAGGCAGUGGCAGAGGGCAUCAUAGCCAGUUAGAUUCAGGAAAUGAGGAUAAUUUCCGAAUGAGUAUCUUGGCAUCCUAAUGCACCACAUAGACCAAAUGUGAACGAGAGCUCUGUGAGGCCUAAAUCCAGUUAUAACUGCCAUGUCCAAUUUCCGCCUGGUAUCAUAACAGAGGGUUUCAGUUUUGGGUUUUUUUGUUUGGAGUUUUUUUUUUUUUAAUUUGUAUAUAUAGUUCAGAAAUGAGCACUGUUGUUUUUCCUCCUCUCUGUAUGCCUGAGAAACAGCUCCAAGCUUCACCGACCUAGAUGUGUAUACUGUAACAGUAGCUGGCCCUUCUUAAUCAAAUCCUACAUAUCCUGGUUAACAAAAUGCAAGCAUGUGCAUUAUUAGGGACCUUAGGCUUGCUGGUAGUCAGCGGGACGUCCUACAAUUUUAAUGAGGAGGCCUGAUAUUCCCAGUACCUGUUGUUCAUGCAGGGAACAACAGUUUUAUGGGCAUUAUUUAAAUCAAGCGAAUAGAUUCUGUGGUCUGCCUGGUGUUACUGCCACUGUUUGGUGGCGUGGAGAAUGGGAGUACUGCUACGGUAGCCAAUAAUAUACACAGAUCUUAAUGAGAAAGUAAAUAUAUAUGUUUGUGUGUGCAUGUAUGUCUGUGUGUGUGCAACUAUGAAGUAAAAUAAGCAACUAUUUUUUAAAGAAGCACAACAAGCUUAUUUGAAGAAAGCACUUAAUGGGUGGAGAAAUACAAUAGUGUAUUUGUGGUCUACUAAAUCCUUGAUUUUCUUUCUUACCUCUCCGGUUUAAUCCAAGUCCGUCCAAGCGGCCGAGAAGCAAGAUUUAGCCCUGUCACUCCAGCUAUCAGCUGAGCAGCCCUAUAAAUAUUCAUCUAAGGCUCUCAGUAGAUAGAAGAAAUCACAUAUCUCUGUUAAAGCUGCUCUGCUUUCUAAUCAGUAUCUCCCCUGAGUAACUGGGGGUAUUACUUACUGUUGAAACCUAAAGUUUUGGCUACCUGAAGCAGUUUUUGCAAUUUCCUCAGGUUGAUUACAGUAGCCUUGUACCAAAACACUUGGUCCCACAUAGAGAACAGAGGAGGAAGAAGGAAAUUAUUCAAAAUUGUGUUUUUCAAACGGUAAUAAUAAUCCAAUAGCUUCAGUUCCUCUCCUUGUUAAGGAGGUCAGGUUUUUACUUUCAGCAUAAAGAGGCAAAGUAUGGCUCAGCUGGAGCUAAACAUAUAUGCUUCCUGUAUAUGGAAGGGAUCGUUCAGUUGUAGACAUACCAUUGAGACAUAAUUGAGGAAUUUAUCUCUUUCCAUUUGUUUCCUAGAGUCUAUAACUAAAUUGAUGGCUUCUUUCCUUUCUAUACUUCCAAGUGAAAUCUUGAAAGCAAGCUGCUGCCCCAUCAUAGGAUGGUGAUUUAAGGGAGUGGGCAUCUGAAAUUUUCAAUAGUGUUGUCCAUCAGUUGUCUCUAAUAAGCCUUAAGUGUUAUUCAAAAACUCAUCAUGUUACCUGUGAGUCAUGCAGAUUUCCAUGUUUGCACUCAGUGAUACCAUUACUCCCAAUUUUGACUUCAAAGGUCACAGUUAAAAGUUUUCUACAUGCUUUAUGGGAGUGACCCCAGUGUGAGCUCAGGGAACACAAACAAAAAGGAAAGUGAAGUUCACUAAAACCUUUUGUUGUUGGUAUGUUACUUUAAAUAUGUGUGUGUGUAUGUGUGUGUACGUAUAUAUACACUGGGACACUUCCGCUUGUUAACCCAUCUCUUUUUAAACUGGGGGAGACGAAGACUUUGCAGUUGUUCAGAUGAAUCAGUGAAAUUAUUUUAUGGAUGCCAAAGAAUAUUUUGAGAAUAAAAUAGCACAGCCAGAAACUUGUUAUUUGAAAACAAACAAAAAGAAUGAAAGCUGUUCAGCUACAAAAGGACUCAAUCCGUGCUCAUGACACAGCUAAGGCAUUCGGUUGCAAGCUUGCUGAAGACGAUGCUUUCAUUGUUUGGAUCAUCUCCCACUGUUUGAUUUCUGUUGUUCUUUGCUCAUUCUAGUCUGGGCAGUUUUGGUUUUAUUUUCUCUGAUGCCAUACAUUAGCUGUUCUUGGAGGGUUGGUUUUUGUUUUUUUUUUAAGAGAGAUGGAGAAAGAAGUCAUUUUCAAGCCUUCCAACAUGCUCAAUAUCCCUCCAGUUGAGUUACAAUUUGAAGAAUCUUUAAUUGGAAAAGAAACCAAAGGCAAGAGCCAAACAAACACCAGUGUUUUGCUGAUUUCAAAUGGUUUUUCAGAAGCACUGGUGAAAUGGAACAUAAUUUGACCUUAGCCUGUGUUUCGGCAAGUAAAUUUUGCUCCUUAACCAAGGCUUGAUAUGUUCAGAUAAUGUUAAAUACAGUAAAUAGGACUUAGUUUUAUCUUAUCAAGCUUGCUAGGCUUUAGCUACAAUAUCCUAGUUACGUCAUACAAAUAAUCAAUAUGCUGCCUUUUAAUGGAUCUUGCUUCCGUGUGCUUCAGUUCAACUAUAGCUAUGAAAAAAGCAAAAAAAAAAAAUCCAGAAAUCUCACUGUACACAGUUUCAUUAAUCAGCUACUGCAUUACUUGCCUGCUCAUUCAGUACAGGACAUCUAAAGGGACAACCUUUAAAGAGCAACCAAACUUAAGCAGCACCUGUUUUCUGCAUUUGGAUUCUGUAUAGAACUGUGAGAUACUCCAUUGUUACUGUGAAUGAGAAGUAACUGUGAACCAAAAACCAAAAAAAGAAAAGAACAUAAGAAGACAAAUUACUUCACCUUGCACUAGGAUCUGCAGUGCAUUGACAGCAUUCUCUGUACAAAAUGUUCUUUAUACACCAUGGGAUUAUAUAUCUGGACUUUUCCUCAGAAUUAGAGAGAAUAGGAUAGGCUCUGCUUGCGUGGAAUUCCAUAAAGCUCAAUGAAGGUCUGGGUCAUAAUUCCUUGCUAUAUAAUACCAAUGUUGUCGCUAUCAUGAUUUUGCAAUUUAGCAAUAAAGGGGGAAACAUUUGGCUUUGUUGUGCAGAAGAAAAAAUGGACAAAAAGAGAAAACGCAAUUAUCUUGGAAUUGCUAGAAUUUCAACUGUUCCUAAGAAGAUUGGAUACACAACUGAUUGUAUCCAGUGGUGACCUUCUGUUUUCAGAAGUGGCUUCAGCGGAGAGACAAAGGAAAAUGCUUUUCACUGUCUGCCUUCUGUAUUGUAGUUUGUUGGAGGUUGUAGUAGAUGAAGCCAUGAUUUCUUGAAGCCCUUGAAUCCAUGUCCCUUGUAGGAGCAAAAGGGCACCACUGGGUCCAGUUCUGUGUCAGAAGGGUACACAGUAGGGUACAUGCACCUUCUCCCUUGUUGCUUUGGUGAAAUAUGUACGUUUGUAUGUAACUGCUGAGAAAUGUUUGGGUUUAUUGUUUUUUAAUGCAUUUGGACUGUCAGUAAUGAGCUCAAGUGAGUGCCUUGGAUGUAGUUGCAGUCUGGAAUUGUCAAGGUUGCCAUGCACAGAGUCUUCACUUCUGUAAAUGUAGCACAGAGGUGGCGUAGUUGAGCCAUCCCUCCAAAGUGGUCCAGGUGGUGGUUACCAUGGACUUACGGGAGUAUUGGCUUAUCCAACUGAUUGCAUGAGGAAGCUGCUUGUGGCCCAAAGUUUUGCCUAGGAAAAGGAACCGUUUUCUCACUGAAGAUCCAGGUCUGCCGUAUUUUAAAUAACAUCCAGUACUCAUUCAUUGACAUGUUUUUCUACUAGUGUCUCUAGGAUCCUGGAUGUUUCGUUCUAUUCAGUUGAUGUAUUAGUCAAAGUUGUUUUAAGAGCUCUAGCCUACUUUUGGUAUUUAGCGUCUGCAUUGUUCUUGCAGAAACAACAACAAAGAAUAAAUAUUUUUUGCAUUGUAAAUGUAUUUUGAGAUGAACAGAAAGGGGCAGGGAAAGCAUAAAUGAUCUAUUUUAUUAAAUAAAAGACUUUAGGGUGAUGUCUGACCUUCAAGCAUUGACAUUUGCACUGUAUAGGAUGAAUCCCAUUUGUUCUGGGAUAGCAGCACCAUGUUUCUGUAUUAACAUGUCAAGACAGGACUCAGUUUUGGUUCAUCUGCGAGAAUCAAACUUUGUUUUAGAAACUUCAAAGUUGAAUGGAAUUUCCUGAAGAAAAUUUGGAUUUCUUUUCACGUUCACUUUCCACCCUUCUUUGAUUUUCUGGUACCACUGCCUUGUCGCAGAUUUUUGACAAUGUUGUAGAUUGUUAGAUUUUUUAAUUUUAAAGAAGUUAAGGAAAUGAAUCUUUGGCCAGUGCUUUUCCUCAAUGUUCAAUGGAGAAUUAGCCAUUUCUGCUGAAGGAAAAGGGGAAGCAUUGAAUCCUACUGGUUCUUCCCCUUGGCUGCUCAAAAUCCAAUCUUUCCAUUUCCUCUUGGCAGAUAUGUGUGUUGAUUUGGUUGUUCUUUAAGGAAACUCUUGUAUACUUUGCUCCAUUCCACACAGACACAAAACAGGCUCACUCCGUAUCACUUACAGCAAACGAUAUGAAUGUCACAGAAGGUGUAAAACCCUUCUGUUUUCUUUGUUUCAAAGAAAGUGAUGUGCCAUUUGUUAAUAUAAAAGAGAAAUAUUGAAAAAAUAUAUUGAAAAGAGCAAUUUUAAAUUAUUUUUGGCUUAUGUUGCGAUAUUUAUUUUCUUGUAUUAGAAAUUCCUUUGUAGAGAAAAAAUGUAUUUUUCAUUAAUGCGAAAACCUAUUUCUCCUUUUUGUACAUUUUCCAUGUUAGUUAAUCUUUAAAGCAAUAUAAUGUAUCAGAGUUGUUCUGUGUGAAAGCUGUAUUAUGCAUGCUGUUUGUGUUGCCUUGGAAUAGGUCCGUUUGCCAUAAUUUUCAUCAUGUUUCGAUUCAGUGUGUGCUUUAAUACACAUUGGGACCAUGGCCCAUUUGCUUAUGAAAAAAGGAAUACCUUUGCAUUCUUCAGUGUGUUGGCAAAUGCAGUCAAUAAAGCCGUGUUUUCUGUGUA